AUGGAGGGUCAGCUCUACAUCGUGGGUGGCAACAGUAUGGGGGAGGAACCAGAUGCUGAGGUAUACAAACCAGUGGAGGAUCGAUGGGAUCCUCUCCCCCUUCCACCAUCGCUGGAAAACAGAUUUCACAACGCCCUCCUCGUCGAUGACAGCAAGAUGGUUGUGACCUUGUGCUGUGGUGGCCCGACGUUUGUUUUCUCAGCUCGAGAUCUUUCCUGGGAAGUGGCGGACCUCCUUGGAUUGCAGGAGCGGCACUGCUGCUUUGUGCACUCCAACCAGAUGUACAAGUUUGACAAGGCGGGAUCAUUGUUGUUGAGAUACGACAAUGGCAAGAAGUCGUGGGAGGCAAGACCACGUCACGUUUUUAUGUGA
This is a messenger RNA of Selaginella moellendorffii, 372 nucleotides long. Its product is annotated as F-box/kelch-repeat protein At4g19330-like. Gene Ontology annotation, molecular function: protein binding. NCBI's taxonomy places the organism in Eukaryota, Viridiplantae, Streptophyta, Lycopodiopsida, Selaginellales, Selaginellaceae. Bases 1 to 372 code for a protein of 123 amino acids. The transcript has a single exon. The record is from RefSeq and is a predicted model, not a curated record.